AUGACGCCAUUAAGUUCAUUAGGGGGCUAUGUAACAGUUACCCAGGCAUUCAAUGGCUCUAUUACAAUACCUACGACGAUAACGUUGCCUCCGAGCGGCACAAAUCCAGGUAGCGUUGUCAUUAUUACGCCCACAGGUUCGACUGGAGUUUCCUAUAUAACAGUAACUCAGCUAUUGAGUGGUUCUCUAACAGUGCCUACAACUGUCACAGUUCCGCCUAGUGGCACAAAUCCAGGCAGCGUUGUUAUCGUAACACCAACAGGUUCAAAUAGUCUAAUAACGAGCGUACCGUACGUCACCCUAACUCUAGGUGUAUAUGGGAUUGCAGGGACUACUACUAUUACCAUACUCCCGUAUGGAACUUCUCCUGGAACUAUUAUGAUUCAGACUCCAGUAGCACAACCAACAGGCCCAUAUACUACAAUUACACAAGGUGUUCUUGGGCUCUUAUCUACCACAACUAUCACUAUUCCGCCUACUGGGACCUCACUAGGGACUAUUAUUAUAGAAACUCCAGCGACUUUCACGCCAACAGCAACAGGUCCAUAUAUCACAAUAACCCAAGCUGUUCUUGGGCUUAAUUCAACUGCUACAAUCACGAUUCCACCUACUGGAACUAUCCCUGGCACGAUUAUUAUCGAGACACCGCCCGCAGCGGUUACUGGACCAUACGUAACAAUUACUCAGGCUGUUAUCGGCUUAACCGGGAUACUGACUAUUACUAUUCCGCCUAUAGGAACAGCUCCUGGUACUAUCCUUAUCGAGACUCCACCAGCUUCAUACGUCACUAUUACACAGCCGCUUACAGGGAACCGUACGGAAGCCACUACCUUUACGCUCCCUGCCAGCGGUACUUUCCCUGGCACUGUUUUCAUCCAAACCCCUAUGCCAAGUUAUGUGCCUAGUUAUGUUACAACUGUUAUUCCCUUUAAUGGCACAGUCGUAGCGCCUACGACAAUAACAAUUCCACCCACAGGAACAAUGCCUGGAACCGUUGUUAUCCAAACACCCCCUGGGGCUUGUACUGCAAUUCCGACGGCAUGUAUUCUUCAGUAUAAUUCUCUUAUUAACGUGGAUCUUUACUCUGACCCUUACUAUGAUCCGGUAAGAUCCUUUUUUAAUGGUGGCACCGGCGCGGGCCCAGACUAUUAUUUUAGCCAGAAGCCCCUACAAAGGGGUAUUGGCAACUCACUUACAUUGCCUCGAACAACUAAUAUCUCACCAAAUCCCGGCGCAAGAGUUUACUACGCUGGCAUGACUAUUCCGGCUGAUAACUUUACCCUAGUGUGGACUGGCUACUACUACGCGCGUACCACAGGUGUUUAUAGAUUUUGUGUUAAUGAUGUCGAUGAUGUCGACUUUUUAUAUAUGGGAUCAGAUACUGCCUUCCCAUGCGGCUCGCCUUACAGUCCACCGCGUGGUGCAAGGGCUCUCCUGGGCUCCACAUGCUGUUAUGUUGGAGGCGCACAAAUUUGUUCAUCAAUAACACUGUUUGCAGGCUACUUUUACCCUAUUCGAUCCGUCUUUGGGAAUUAUGUAUCUAAUUCAGCACUUAAUCUUCUGGUCUCGACGCCUGGAGCAGGUUUCACUACUGAUGUUUCGAGAAAUAUUUUUGCAGCUAAUUGUUAA
Molecule: messenger RNA, 1629 nt
Organism: Ustilaginoidea virens
Lineage: Eukaryota; Fungi; Ascomycota; Sordariomycetes; Hypocreales; Clavicipitaceae
Exons: 1
Coding region: 1-1629 (542 amino acids)
Source: RefSeq, a predicted model, not a curated record